This is a messenger RNA of Magnolia sinica, 846 nucleotides long. Its product is annotated as protein CURVATURE THYLAKOID 1A, chloroplastic. NCBI's taxonomy places the organism in Eukaryota, Viridiplantae, Streptophyta, Magnoliopsida, Magnoliales, Magnoliaceae. Gene Ontology annotation, cellular component: thylakoid; chloroplast thylakoid membrane. Bases 98 to 589 code for a protein of 163 amino acids. The record is from RefSeq and is a predicted model, not a curated record. The transcript is spliced from 5 exons.
UACCACGGCACCCCGCGAGAGAGAGAGAGAGAGAGAGAGAGAGAGAGAAGGAAAGGGAGAGUGGGAGAGUCAACGAGAGGUUGGUCGAGCUGGUCGAAUGGCAUAUGCAGGAGGUGCUGCUUCAAUGGCAGCAGCUGUAUUGGGAGCGCGUCUCCCUUCUUCUUCUCGAACCUUACUCCUCCCACCUCGCCCUUCCCUCCUCCAUCACGACCGUACAUCUUUCUCUCAACGGCUUCCAGAGUCCCGCAGGUUUUCUCCACUUCUUAUAAGGGCCUCUUCCUCCGAAGAGACAUCAAGCUCUGUUCAAGUUGAAGAGGUCUUCUCAGAUUUGAAGGAGAAGUGGGAUGCACUUGAAAACAAGUCUACGGUAAUUGUCUAUGGAGGAGGGGCGAUAGUAGCGGUUUGGCUCUCAUCCAUUGUUGUUGGUGCUAUCAACUCGGUUCCUCUGCUUCCAAAGAUUAUGGAAUUAGUUGGGCUUGGAUACACCGGAUGGUUUGUCUACCGUUACCUUCUGUUCAAGUCGAGCAGAAAAGAGCUAGCCACAGAUAUAGAAGAGUUGAAGAAGAAGAUUGCUGGAACAGGCGAGUAGGUGCAAGUUGGUGGGCUGCGGAACUCAUCUGCUGGUUUAAUCAACCCACACUUUCACAUCAUUGAUUCAAAAUUUUCCCUGGCUGUCUUAUUUAUGUAUAACAAGAAGUUGGAUCUUGUAUCGUAAGCACUUAUAAGUCUGUUUCUAUUGUUCUCUUUUGGCCUUUUAUGAUUUGCUCAUCAGAAGUUUGGAUGAUUUAGCAUCCAUGGACUAUUUUGCUUGGUGACCUUGGAUAGCUGGAGAAGUAUAUUUUGUAA